GCUUUUUUCACAUAUCAAUAACCUCUAUGAUAUUGGUUCAACAUUUUGUUUUGCAUUUGGAAAAUAAUUUUCCAAACUGUGAUCCUCUUGUGCACAAUAUGACUAAACAGCAAAUGCCGUAAUAGUCCACUUUCCCAUUUCAAUAGUAAAUCUUGUUACUUUUAGAAUGAUUAAAUGAACAAUACCUUAAAAAAGGUUAAAAGGCGUUAACUGGAUGGCUUUAACUUCAAAGCUGGCAAGUUCAGUGUCAUUCAGUCAUUCUGAAUGGUGAGCUGGUUUCUGCAGGUAAAGGUAAUCUGCUGAUCUGCAUCAUGAAAUGUGCUAGAAUUCUCUGCUUAUUUUUUUUUUUUUGACCUUUGUGAGUAAUGACACUAUUAUAUGAUUUGAUGGCUCACUGAAUUUUGGUACUACACUCUCACACAGACUCAUUCUGCUUCUUUCUGUUUUUUUUUCUUCCAAAGUUUAUUACAGCUCCCAAUACAUUAGAAAAGCUCUAUCUUUGAAGCAAUUUCCUUUAGUUUCUCUUGCCUUUGUUUUGCAUCCCUAAAUUCCAACACCAAGUUUGUCCUCUAUAUAAUUCAAGGCAAAAACUGAAGAGAAACAAAAAAAAAAAAAAAGAGUUUUGUGGGAUGAUUUUCACCCCUAAUAAUGAAAUAGGAAAAAGAAGAAAUAGGAAAGCGAAGUGGCAAUAAAAAUAAAAAUCUCACUGACUAGGAGACAUAUAUGGUGUUCUAAGUGUUUUUUGCACUUAAACUAAUCCGCAUUGACUCGGGAAAGUUUUUUUAUGAGGGCGAAAUUCUUGUAACAUUGUGAACGGCUCGAACAUGAGAUCUUACGUAAGGGAACCAAAGCACCCACUAUUAAUCUGAGCCCAAUAAAGCAUCAUCGUGGACAUCUUUUAUUUCAUCACUUUUGAAGCCGAAAGUUGCGCUCAGAUCCAAAUCAAAAACAAAAAAGCCCAAGACAGUCUAACCAACAGCGCCAAACUGAACAUUUUUUAGCAACUAACCAAAGCUAGAUUUGAAAAGGAAAAAAAAAAACAGUCGUUCAGCACCAGAGCUAGAUUCUCCGACGUCGAUCGCCGCCCCUCUGACCUCCUGCCACCGCCACCAUGUCCGCCUACUCUCUCUCCCGUGAGGCUGUUCCGACUGUUAAGAACAUCCUUUUGUUGGAUUCGGAAGGAAAGCGUGUGGCCGUAAAGUAUUACACUGAUGAAUGGCCUACUAAUGCUGCAAAACUGGCUUUUGAAAAGUCCAUCUUCACGAAAACCCAGAAGACUAAUGCUCGCACUGAAGCUGAGAUCGCGAUGCUUGAGAACAACAUCAUCGUGUACAGGUUUGUUCAGGAUUUGCAUUUUUUCGUGACCGGGGGUGAUGAGGAAAACGAACUGAUCUUAGCCACUGUUCUACAAGGUUUCUUUGAUGCUGUGACUCUGUUACUAAGGAACAAUGUUGAACAAAAGGAGGCAUUGGAGAACUUAGAUUUGAUUCUGUUAUGCCUGGACGAGAUUGUUGAUGGAGGGAUGAUUCUUGAGACUGAUGGGUCUAUAAUUGCUGGAAAAGUAGCCACCCAUAGUAUGGAUGAUGGUGCACCGCUGUCUGAACAGACAAUAUCCCAAGCCCUAGCCACAGCCCGUGAGCAUCUAACAAGAUCACUUCUUCGAUGAGAGAUGAUCAUCCGUGAUUAGACAAGAAAGCGGCAAUUCUUCUGAGUAGACAAGAUCGCCUUCAUGAUGUAUGUCAGCAACAAAUUUCUUGUAAUUCUGAUUUGUCAUUUUUGGUGGACUCUGGGCAAUUUAAAUUCUUUCCCAAAACUCGCUUUUUUGACGCCUCGCAUGUAUGUCCGUUAUUUUCACUGUUUUAGAGGUUGUCUUGUCCCCCUCCAACUGGGUACAUCACUAUAUAUGAGAAAAAAGUCAUUUCUUAUUACUAUGCAAUAUGCAUAUUUAGUCCUCAC
Oldenlandia corymbosa var. corymbosa is the source of this 1956-nucleotide messenger RNA. The record is from the annotation of a GenBank genome assembly. Lineage: Eukaryota; Viridiplantae; Streptophyta; Magnoliopsida; Gentianales; Rubiaceae.